Daktulosphaira vitifoliae (grape phylloxera) is the source of this 1861-nucleotide messenger RNA. Its product is annotated as SEC14-like protein 2. The record is from RefSeq and is a predicted model, not a curated record. NCBI's taxonomy places the organism in Eukaryota, Metazoa, Arthropoda, Insecta, Hemiptera, Phylloxeridae. Gene Ontology annotation, cellular component: cytoplasm. The coding region runs from base 93 to 1319 and encodes 408 amino acids. The transcript has 9 exons.
UUUUUACAUACGUUUACGACGUCAUCGAUUCUAUCGAAUUCCAGUUUUAAUUUUUACUUUCAGCAUCGUAGUUCAUAUCUAUUGUGUAAGCCAUGUCGAGAAGGACGGACUUGGACUUGAGCGACGACAAGCGUUUUGCUUUGAUGAAGUUGAGGCGGAAUGUUGCCGACAUGCAUUUAGAUGAAAAAUACGACGAUUGCUUUUUACUAAGAUGGCUAGCCGCUAGAAAUUUCGAUCCAAAAGCUGCUGAGACUAUGUUGAGAAAUUCUAUGGAUUGGCGUCAGAAGUGGUCUAUAAACAAGGACGACGGCUGGGUACCAUCUCAAUUGAUGAUCGACUACGUGCCAACUGGUCAUUGUGGAUACGAUAAACAAGGUUCACCCGUAAUAGUAAUUCCUUUCUCAGGGUUUGACAUCUGCGGCUUGAUCAAAUCUGUCUCAACACAGGAUAUGGUUAGGUAUUUGGCGAAUAAAGUUGAUUCAUUCUUAGAAAUUGCAAGACAAUCAUCGCUAAAAAAUGGUCCAAACGCAUCCCAAAUUGUAGUUAUCGUCGACUUGACUGACUUCAACUUGAAACAGUUUACAUGGAGGCCAGCUGGUGAACUAAUUAUUACUUUAUUACAAAUGUAUGAAGCAAAUUACCCUGAAAUCUUGAAAGCUGUGUAUGCCAUAAAUGCUCCAAAAGUUUUUGCUUUUGCAUUUAACAUUUUAAAAACGUUCAUGACUGGAAGUACAUUGAGUAAAUUUAUUAUAUACAAAUCAGAUCCAAAUAAAUGGAAACCAGUUUUGGCCAAAGUAAUUGAUCCAGACCAAUAUCCAGCUCAUUUUGGAGGCGCACAGUUCGAUCCUGAUGGUAAUCCAAGAUAUACUACAAAAAUUGUACAAGGAGGAAAAGUACCAAAGGAAUUCUACUUGAAAAAUGAAAAGAAGUUAUCACAAAUGGAGAAUUACACAACUGUAACAAUAAAAAAAGGAGACAAACUAUACUUGCAAUACAAUGUAGCAGAACCAGACAGUUUUCUCAAAUGGCAUUUUAGAACUGAAGGACAUGAUAUCAAAUUUGGUGUUUUAACUACAGAUUCAGAAAAUAUCCAAACUAUCCUAGUACCAAUUAAGAAAGUAUCAUGUCAUGAAUUUGAAGAAACUGGUGUCAUAAUAUGCAAAUACCCAGGAACAUAUACAGCUGUAUUUGACAACAGUUACAGUUUUAUGCGCAGUAAAACAUUAUCGUAUGAUAUUCAAAUUACUAAGCCCGUAAAAGAUCCAAAAAUGAUUUCAAUUGAUGAAGAAGUAAUUCAAAGAAUAGAAGUAGAAGAAUAGUACUCCAUAAGUGAAAUAGACUAUUAAAUCAAAAUUAGUUAUAUAAAUUAUAUUGUACAGUACAACAUUAUUAUAUAUAUAUUAUAUUAUAUUAGCUAUAUUUAUAUUUUUAAAAAAAAUUUAAUAAUAUAUUUAUACAAAAAUUAUUUUAACUAAAAAUCAUUAUAUUUUUAGAAAAAUAAUUUUAAAGUUUGUUUUGUUAAUUUUUUAUCAAUAAUAAUGAUAAAUUAAAACUUAGUAUUAAUCUUCAGAUUCUUCAAAUAACAUGUUGAGCAAAUCAGGUUUUAAACAUUCCUCUACUUGUAGUUUGUACAAUGUACCCCAUUUCAUUAGGGUAGGCAAAAAUUGUAGUUUUGUUCUCUUGUCAGUUUUGAAGGGAUUUCCAGGACAAUUUUUCCACCUAAAACACAUUGUUAACUAAUUAUUGUUUUUAUAAAAUUAUUGAUUUGUUAUGAAUAUUUAUGAUAAUGUUUUUUAUAAAAAACAAACUAAAAAAUAUAUAUUAAAAUUUUUUUACACAAAUAAAAUAUAUUAAUUUUGCA